AAACCAAGUGACUGAAAAACGCCUUCUCUUCUAUUACGUAUAUUUCGAUGGAUUUAUUUGAAUGGAAGACGUAGAACAAAAUUGAUAUGAUCGAAAUUAUUAUUCAAAUAUUUUUUUAAUAAUAAUAGUUAUAAAAACAAAUUAAACAUACAAUGACAAUCUACAAAUGCCCAUCCGGGAUCUGUAUGUAUUCUCCGUUCGUCUUGUAGAGGGCGCUGUUGUGGUACCCAGUGACACAACCUAAUGUGUGUUUGCUGUAAGGCUGCUGGAGAGACUAUUUUAACAAUCAACCAGCAACGAGUCACAAGGGACUAGUCUGCCUACGCUGACCUUAUCUGCGGUCCACUCCCUGCUACACAAGUGAUCCUCCAUCCUGCUGCACAAGUGAUCCAUCCUCAUGGCCACAGAGAAGACUGCCUGGGUGUCCAGCCCUUCGUACAGUCGGUACUGGCGGCACUACCAGCAGGCCAUGGGCUGGUACCAGACACACCGACAAGCCUUCAGCAAGGCGCUGCUCGCGGCUCAUGGCCCGGCGUGCUACGGUCAGCUGUACCCCUGUAAAUCCUCCUCUAACCAACUCAACCACCUGUACACUGAACGGCACGGCGGGGCCAGGGACUGUGGCGGCCGGGGGAGGAGAGGGGAGAAGAGGUACAGGGAGUCGCCUGAGCCGCUGGGCUGUGAGGAGGAAGUGGAGGAGGACAGUGACUUGGAGGAAGGAGAACCAGAGAUUGAAUGUGACGUGAGCAACAUGGAGAUCACGGAGGAGCUCCGGCAGUACUUCGCCCUGACGGAGAAGCACAGAGAAGAACUCAAGAAGCAGCAGGAGCUGGAGGACAAGGAGCACGCCUGCUACGUGCCCGCCGACCAGGACCUCCACCGGGGGGCGCGGCUGGGCACGACCGCCGCGCCCAACGAGCGUCCCGGGGUACGGCGCGGGGCGGAGAUGAGGAAGCUGUACGGCGUGGACACGGCCAAGAUCCAGGCCAUGGAGGCAGCGCUGCAGCUCAACUUCGACCGCAACUGCGACCGCAAGCUGCCCAAGUACUGGCCCGUCAUCCCCCUGCGCCUCUGACCCCUGACCAGUGGCUAGGGGGUUCUGAGGGCGGGAUGGAGGGACCCGCUGUUUGCUCAAGGGCACUUAGUCGGUAGUGAAAGUUUGGAUUCCUUACGAUUCUUGAAGAUGUGGAUGGAGUUCAGGGCUGUGGGGCCUGCGUGGUCAGCGAGCCGCCAUGAUGGAUCUCAGCGCCUGAUGGGACCUGAAGGCGGAACCCAGACGACCUUAAGAACCAAGAUGUCCUACUGCACUCACUGGCUGUCAGUCAGAGGAUUUGUUUGAUCGUUGGUUGAACGCCCUUUGGGAAUUUUAAGGAUUCGUCCCUUGGGCAGCGACACCACUUCUGAAUGAUGCAAACACAGUCAAGGAAACCUGUAUGAUUUCAGUUGUUAUAAAUUGCUUACGUUCCAGCAGGUGGCAGUGUUUGACUGUUGACCUGAAGUAUUUUUCUGCGGGCUUUCAUUUCACAAGGAGGUUAGGGUUAAUUUUAGAGUGGAGUUAUUUUUCAGGCAACUUGAGUACUAGGUGUGUGUGUGUGUGUGUGUGUGUGUGUGUGUGUGAGUGUGUGUUGCUCUCACUUUAAGGAGCUGUUUGAUGCAGACAUUGAUUUUAUUGGGGUUCCACGUUUCUGGACCCUGUUCUCACUUACUCCACAUGUUGGAGGUUCACUUUUUAUCGUUAUGCCUUACUGUUCAUUUAAAGGUUAUUUUUAUGUUUUGUAAUAAAGAUUUUUGCAUUUGGAUGAAGCUUGUUUGGGCAUAAGAAUCAAUUUUCGUUGUAUGAAAUACUAAUUUUUUGAGGGGGUUUAAGACGAAAAUAAAUGCCCGUUCCAAGUUGUAAGUAAAAGGGGUAAAGUGUGCGAACAAAAUGUGAAGAGAUUUGCAUCUUAUCACUAUUUACUUUAUUUAAUGAAGACAUUACAUUAAAACUCAUUAAUGCAGAACUGAUUUUGUGCUGUAAGAAAAUUGCACUUUUGCAUGUAACAGAUUGUACAUUUUUCAACAACAAAGAAGUUGUCACUUUCCAAUUCAGUCUCGGUAUUCCAACUGACUAUGACCUAGCGGCCAUCCUGAAUGUGGAAUUCUGCAUCCAAGAUGGCCGCAAGGUGAAUAGGGCCCAUUGCAGCCGAUUGUUGAUCAAGCUGGUUUUCAAAGUUCAACAUUGGGUUCACUCGGUCCACCUUCCUAAUGAGAGGGAAAGCGAGAGAGAGAGAGAGAUGAUACUAAUUAGAUUGGAGAGGCGCAGUCCCCUCUGGUAACCUAGCGAGGGUUGUGGUCCGGGAUAGAUUUCACAGAUUACAGGUAGCCAGACAAUUUUGAGUGGAUUUGCUUCACACAUGGACGGCCAUGAUGAGACCGAGUUACGUUUAAAAUAAAAUCGACAACCGAUGACACCAAUAUUUAGAUUUCGAUUUUCAAAAUUCAGCAUUGCCGUCCCUUGGGCAUUAUGUGUUUUACUGGCCUCAUGCCACAGACACAUAAACUCAACAAAUUAGCCGAGAGCACUGUACUGCUCAGAAAGUUGUUCUGUUGUCUGUCCCCCUGUCUGUCAGCCUGUCCAUCACAUAAGAAAAUAUAUGCUUCCAGUAAGGGAUAACUGAUGUGUUUGCUGCCUCCAGCACAGUCAGAGGAGAGGGGCGCUGGGGAGAGGAAGAGCCGGGAUUUACUGCACCGAAGCACGCAGAGGAAGUCCACCUUUUACUCUCCCUCUCGUUCUCUCUCUCUGUGAUAGUGACAAGGGUUGUCAUGGUGAUGUUGGUGCUAGCAAGGAUGGUGACCGCAUAUGUGUCUGAUAAAGGCGAUGUUGGUUACCAGGCUGUACCGGUGAUGGUGCUGAUCGUGAUUAGGGUUGUCGUCGGUGGAGGAUGGUGAUAAUGACUCCACGACUUGUGAUGAGGGCGAUGUUUGUGAGACCAGACUGAUUGUUGUCAAGGUGAUGGUGAAGUUGAGGAUGGUGCUCUUUGUGACUAGGGUUGUCUUGGGGAUGUCUGUGGUGGUGGGUGAUGAAGUGGAAAAUGUGUGCACGGCUUAUGGCAGAAUUUUUUGAAGGUUUGUGGCGACAUCGCUCGAUGUGGAGGGGAUGUGGUCACGGGACUGAGUGUUUCCAUGGGGACAGUUGUGGUGAUGGGGGAAGAUUGCUGUUUUUACUGUGACGGAAUUUAGGGAGGGGCCGAUAGUUGUUGUCAUGGUGACGGGUUGUGGUGACGAUGACAUCACAAGUUGGGGGAUGGGGGGCAGAGUGUAGUCGGU
Molecule: messenger RNA, 3306 nt
Organism: Gadus chalcogrammus (walleye pollock)
Lineage: Eukaryota; Metazoa; Chordata; Actinopteri; Gadiformes; Gadidae
Gene: gemin8
Product: gem (nuclear organelle) associated protein 8
Exons: 4
Coding region: 398-1075 (225 amino acids)
Biological process (GO): spliceosomal snRNP assembly
Cellular component (GO): SMN complex
Source: RefSeq, a predicted model, not a curated record